Molecule: messenger RNA, 333 nt
Organism: Microdochium trichocladiopsis
Lineage: Eukaryota; Fungi; Ascomycota; Sordariomycetes; Xylariales; Microdochiaceae
Exons: 1
Coding region: 1-333 (110 amino acids)
Source: RefSeq, a predicted model, not a curated record
AUGGCGCAUGCGUUCGUUGGGCGUCCGGCCACGGCUGGGUUGCCCGAAACCGAACCCGAUAACGGACUCGGAGACGACUCCUUCGUGCUGGGUGACGUUCAACUCAAGGAAAUUGCCCGGUUUCAGGAAGAGAUCCGCCACCACGAGACCGACGCGGACAAAUAUCGGCUUUGUACCAGGACACGAGAUGACCUGCUCCGAAGGCAUGCCGAUUUGCAGCUUCUGAUUGCUGUGUACGAACAUGUCAUGCUGGACGAAUGCGCGGCGUACAGAACUUUCAAGGAGACCAGUGUCCCGGCGACAAACCAGAAAGACGACGAGACAGAGGAGUGA